Megalops cyprinoides (Indo-Pacific tarpon) is the source of this 1350-nucleotide messenger RNA. RefSeq names its product gap junction protein, alpha 3 (gene gja3). The coding region runs from base 1 to 1350 and encodes 449 amino acids. Lineage: Eukaryota; Metazoa; Chordata; Actinopteri; Elopiformes; Megalopidae. The record is from RefSeq and is a predicted model, not a curated record. Gene Ontology annotation, biological process: cell communication. The transcript has a single exon. Gene Ontology annotation, cellular component: connexin complex.
AUGGGUGACUGGAGCUUUCUGGGACGGCUGUUGGAGAAUGCGCAGGAGCACUCGACGGUGAUCGGCAAGGUGUGGCUGACGGUGCUCUUCAUCUUCAGGAUCCUGGUGCUGGGGGCAGCGGCAGAGGAGGUGUGGGGCGACGAGCAGUCCGACUUCACCUGCAACACGCAGCAGCCCGGUUGCGAGAACGUCUGCUAUGACGAGGCCUUCCCCAUCUCGCACAUCCGCUUCUGGGUGCUGCAGAUCAUCUUCGUCUCCACGCCCACCCUCAUCUACCUGGGCCACGUGCUGCACAUCAUCCGCAUGGAGGAGAAGCGCAAGGAGAGGGAGGAGGAGCUGCGCAAGUCCAGCCGGCUGCAGGAGGAGAAGGAGCUCCUCUUUAAAAACGGAGGAGGGGACACUGGCGGCGGAGGAGGAGGCGGUGGUGGCAAAAAGGAGAAGCCACCCAUUAGAGAUGAGCACGGCAAAAUCCGCAUCAGGGGCGCCCUGCUGCGCACCUAUGUGUUCAACAUCAUUUUUAAGACCUUGUUUGAAGUUGGGUUCAUUUUAGGUCAGUAUUUCCUCUAUGGCUUCCAGCUGCGGCCCCUGUACAAGUGCGCGCGGUGGCCCUGCCCCAACACCGUGGACUGCUUCAUCUCCCGGCCCACGGAAAAGACCAUCUUCAUCAUAUUUAUGCUUGUGGUGGCUUGCGUGUCUCUUUUGCUGAAUUUGUUAGAGAUCUAUCACCUUGGAUGGAAGAAAGUCAAACAGGGCAUGACCAACGAGUUUGUCCCUGAGCAGGAUUCUCUGUCUAAUACCAGUGCAGAGCCUGAGCCCACGACCCCCACCCCGAGAACUGCCCCUCCGACUCUCAGCUACCCGCCAAACUACACGGACGUGACCGCAGGGAGCGCGUACCCCCUGCCGGCGGCCCCUCCGGCAGAGUUCAAGAUGGAUCCUCUCCAGGAGAGCCUGCAGGAGUCCCCCUCUUCCUUCUACAUCAGCAACAACAACCACCGGCUGGCCGCCGAGCAGAACUGGGCCAACCAGGCCACCGAGCAGCAGACUCGGGAGAGGAAGCCAGGUUCCCCUUCCCCCUCCCCCUCCUCCUCCUCCUCCUCCUCCUCCUCCUCUUCCUCCGGCGGCAGCGCCCGGGACGAGCAGCAGCAGCAGCCCAAGGACACCAGCCCGCCUGUCAGCAGCUCGAGUGGCGGGAGCUGGAGCGGAGGGAAGAGCCAGCCGGACGAGGGCCACGUCUCCACCAUGGUGGAGAUGCACGAGCCCCCCGCGGUAGUCACGGACGCCCGGCGGCUGAGCAGGGCCAGCAAGACCAGCAGCAUCAGAGCCAGGCCCAACGACCUGGCCGUCUAG